Messenger RNA from Choloepus didactylus (southern two-toed sloth), 747 nucleotides. It is a transcript of the gene C21H16orf82, whose product is annotated as chromosome 21 C16orf82 homolog. NCBI's taxonomy places the organism in Eukaryota, Metazoa, Chordata, Mammalia, Pilosa, Megalonychidae. The record is from RefSeq and is a predicted model, not a curated record.
AUGCCGAGGUCUCCUGAUGUGGUGGCUGGAAAGGAAAGGCCACAGUCCCCUCAGAAAGUGUCCUUUUCUGCCCCACCCCUCCCUCCAGCCCAGACCGCUGAUGUAACAGGUGCAGCAUUGUUCCCCUCCUACCCCCACCUCACAGGCCUCGUCACCAUGGGAACCGAGCCAGCCAAUCAGAACACUCAGUUUCAAAAGCACAGACUUAUAAUUGAUACGCCUUCUCCCAGACAAGUCACAAGCCAACAUUCAGAGGCCUCCCAAGGUCCCCUCCUCCUGGAUAAGCAAAUUAAGUUGCCCCCCAUUUUCCUCCAGGGAGGAAAAGGGACGUCUUCUACCUGUGAUGCCCAGGGACAGAAUCCAAGCCUGCAAUCACCCAGCUUAGAGCACCAGUCACACACAUGGCCAUGUCAUGAUGCAGCCGUGACCAAGGAGCCCCCGAGAAUCUCCUGCAGCAGACUGGAACACACCUGGAGCAGUGAGAGCGAUGUGAGGAGCUUUCGAUUCUCCAGCCUGGAAAACAGCCGCAACAGCAGCCUGGUCAGCAGCGGGUACGCGGGGGACGAGGAGAGCAGUGAAAUCAGCCUGGUGUGCAACAGUCAGCUCAGCCAGUUGGGCAGAGAGCACAAGAUCCAGGAGGACGACACCCAGACCGACCAGCUGUACGCCGCCUACUGUCCCAGCCAGUUAAAGAGCCCACAGACCGGCCAGGCAGACAGCACCGAGCAGGCUGGAGGGGAAAAGUGA